UUUUCGAAAUAUUUUUAAAUGAUCGGAUAUGUUUGUACGCAUUUUUUCCUCUUUUUGAAGAUUUAAAUUGGAAAAAAAAAUAACUAAUAUCGAUUUUAUAGUAUAUUUUGUGAUUUUCUUUUCUGUGAGAGACAGAUUUCAGCAUUCUAUCCUAUUUUUGUUUGCAUUCAAUCCAAUUUUGAAUAAAACAUGCCUUCAGUUAUUGUGCUAGAUACUUCUCUUUCAAUGUGUCGCCCUGUACAGAUGCCAGAUGUAACAGAAUCAUUUCAAUUCAGAAAUCUUGCUGUACAUGGUAUAACAUGUCUUUUAGAUUACCUGAAUAUCAAUUUCAAAUUGGAGUUUGCUGCUUUGAUGUCCUUCAGCUCAUUCCGAGAUUCUCUUGUGCCUUUUACUCGUGAUUUUGAAAGUAUUAAGGCUGCCCUUAUGCAGCAAGAAUACAAUGAGCGUUCUCGAAUCGCAAAGGCACUAGAAGGAGUUCAAAGUCUUGUAAUGGAAGAAUGGGGUGCAGGAGUUCCAUGCCAGGUAAUUAUGGUUACUGAUGGAGUCAUUGGCCCUGAAAUUGAGGCAUUAAAGAAAGAUAUAGAAAACCAUUAUACUGUAACUGAAAAAGGAACUGAAGAUAGUACCUUUCCUUUACCCUUCCCUUUCCCUUGUAAAUUGCAUAUUGUUUGUAUCGCCAAUUCAACUGAUCCAUACUUGCAAGCUUCUCUUCCUGUUUAUCAGAAACUGAUUGAUAUCAGUGGAGGGGGAGGCCAAAUAUUUAUUCCUGAAGGACUUAUAAGUUUUAAAAGCAUUCAGGGCAUGUUCUUAAAAUUGGCUGAACUUUAUUACAAGCCUUUUCAUGGUAUUCUACAUUGUGGGACAUUGACAUCUAAUGUUGCUCUAUCUCCACCUCCAGAACCUUUUUGCAAAGCUCGAGAUUUUGAAUUGGUUAAAGCAGAAAUGUCAAAUGAUAUUGUGAUAUGUGGUUUCAUUAGUAUUGGAGAUGUAUCGAGUCCACCAUCUCAUUCAAGGCAUUUGAUUUUACCUCUUCAGAGUAAUAAGGAUGAAAUAAAACCACCUGUUAUUAAAUUAGAAAGCUCUGAAAGCAUUGAAGAUGAAGCUGCAAAUGAAGAUGGCAAACAACCUUCAUUUUGUGUUUUAUUACAUGGAAGUUUAAGGGUGGAAGGAAUGGUUGCAAUAUGCCAUUUAGGUGGUGAUUGGUAUGGCAUGUUAUAUUCAUGGGCUGACAGCAAGAAGAAGUCUAAUCUUAUGCUAUCUGCAUUUGAACCAGGUCUUGAUGUUAUUCCUUGGCUUGGUAGUUUCACCAACAUGGGGCCCGUUGAACUUUUUCCUGAUAGUGAUAUACCCACAUUUCCUAUUAAACCAUCAGAAAAGAGGAGUUAUGCACAAAACUGUGUUGUUUGGAUACGACAGUCUGGUCUUCAGGCGGAUAUACAAAAAAUAUUAAGACACGCUAGGAAACUACCAGAAAAGACCCAGAACUUUUAUAAGGAGUUAAAUCGAUUGAGAAAGGCUGCCUUGUCUUUUGGCUUCCAUGAGUUGCUGGAAGGUAUGGCGACUAUUCUUGACCGAGAAUGCACUCUACUCCCUGGAUCGGCACAUCCCGAUGCUGCUCUACAGUUAACACAUUGUGCAAAUGCGUUGAGAAGCAACAGUAAAGACUAUAACUCGCCAGUUCUUCCACUCAAGACAAAGUUUAUUCUGGAAGACUGAUACCGAAUGUAAAAAGGUGGUGUUAUUUGUAUUGAAGGAAAUAAUGCAAGUCACGGAUUUGUCUACAUUGUGAGAAAUUGUAAAAAAAUUGUUUUAUCAUUGUAAAUAGUUUUGUUGAAAAAAUAUACAAUAAAUAAAGAUAUUUGGAAAAGUGGA
Molecule: messenger RNA, 1872 nt
Organism: Argiope bruennichi
Lineage: Eukaryota; Metazoa; Arthropoda; Arachnida; Araneae; Araneidae
Gene: IntS14
Product: integrator complex subunit 14-like
Exons: 9
Coding region: 190-1716 (508 amino acids)
Biological process (GO): snRNA 3'-end processing
Cellular component (GO): integrator complex
Source: RefSeq, a predicted model, not a curated record